Messenger RNA from Kuraishia capsulata CBS 1993, 669 nucleotides. RefSeq lists its product as uncharacterized. Gene Ontology annotation, molecular function: nucleic acid binding. The transcript has a single exon. The coding region runs from base 1 to 669 and encodes 222 amino acids. NCBI's taxonomy places the organism in Eukaryota, Fungi, Ascomycota, Pichiomycetes, Pichiales, Pichiaceae. The record is from RefSeq and is a predicted model, not a curated record.
AUGAGUUCACAGAUACAGAAUGCUUCGUCCAGUUUGGAGCAUUUACAGCCGCCCAAGAAGAAAGCCAGAUUGGGGAACGUUAAACCCAACCAGGACGUUCUAUCUACUCCUCUGAUACGCCAUGAAGGGCCAAUCGAGAUUAAAAAACACACAAAGAUACAGGGCAAAAUCAGCAGUGUUCUGAAUGUUUUGGUGGAAGAUGGAAGAGAAAACAACGGUUUUGAGGAGGUGAAGCUCAUGGCCAUUUCGGAGAGUGUACAGAAGCUGCUUACUGUGGUUGAGAUAGUUAAGCAGAAAGUUGAAUACAUUUCAAACAAACAGAGGAAGAAGAAGAACACGACAGCCGCUUCCACUGAGUCGCAGAGGGUAAUAGUGAUCGGAAAUCAAGGGGCUAUUGGUGCCGACAGGAUACGAUACGACUCUUUCCACCAGUACAACCGGCUGGAGUUUUUCGAGGUGAAAAAGCAGCCCCGGCCGACUAAGAGACAGAGGAAAAAACACACUAAACCAGAUGGGACUGAUUAUGAUCUCGAGGAGUGGGGUGAGCUACUGAUUGACACAACAAUCAAGAAGCCCAUUCUCUACAUCAUGCUCAGGUUUUUCAACUCGAAGGAGCCAAUUGACAAAGACGAGACCUUGAUUAGCGAGGGAUGGACAUUCCAAGAAUGA